UGGGGGGAGAGGGUGGAGGGGUUUGGCCAGGAGGGUGGCAGGAGUGGAGGGGACGCUUCACCAUGGAGUAUGAAGUCAAGAAAGGAAAAAAGGGCUUUGUCUCCCCCAUCCGGAGGCUGGUGUUCCCCAAGGCCGCACGCCGGGCAGCCUUUCGGACCAGCGUGAGUCGCCGGCCCCUGCACUCGAUGCCCCUUUAUCCUCCUGACUACCUCAUCGAUCCCCAGAUUCUGCUGUGUGACUAUCUGGAGAAAGAGGUCAAGUUCCUGGGCCACCUCACCUGGGUCACCUCCUCACUGAACCCCUCCAGCCGGGACGAGCUCCUGCAGCUGCUGGACACCGCCAGGCAGUUGAAGGAGCUGCCGCUGAAGACCACGGCGGAGCAGGACAGCAUCCUGAGCCUGUCGGCCCGCUGCCUGCUGCUCACCUGGCGCGACAACGAAGAGCUAAUCCUGCGUAUCCCCACGCACGAGAUCGCCGCCGCCUCCUACCUGCAGGACGACGCGCUGCACCUGCUGGUGCUUAAGACCGGUCUGGGCGUGGACCCGGUGCCAGCCGGCGUCGACGCCAGCCCCGGCGGCGCGGGGCGCGACCCAGGCCCGCCGGGCGCGGCGCCAGAGAAGCGGCGGGUGGGCACCACGGAGCGGCGCCACACCAUCUGCAGCCUGGACUGGCGGAUGGCGUGGGGCGGGGGCGCGGGCGCAGAGGCCCGGGCCGGGGGCGGCGGCGGCGGCGGCGGCAGCCUGGAGCGCCAGCGCGCCGGGGCGCGGGCGUCGGGCAGCUGGGAGCGGCGGCAGACGUUCAGCGGCAGCUGGGAGCGGCGGCACGGCGGCGGCGGCGGCGCGGGCAAGCCGGGCGGCAGCUGGGAGCGGAGGCAGGCGGGCGGCGGCGGCGGCGGCAGCUGGGAGCGGCGCCACCCGGGCUCCAACCCACUCGACCCGCAGGACCCCAGCCCCGACGCCUACUGCAACCUUGUCAUCCUGGCUGUGGCCAACAGGGAUGCUGCCGAGGAAUCCUGUGCCCUCAUCUGUCAGGUCUUCCAGAUCAUCUACGGGGACCAGAGUAUCGAGUGCGUGGACCGGGCCGGCUACCACUACACGUCAACGCCUGAGCGGCCGUGGCUGUGCAGUCGCAGUGAGAGCUGCCGCACUGACGGGACGUAUGCCUAUGACGCCGACUUCAGCUGCUGCAGCUCCUUCAAUGGCUCCCAGGAUACAUUUGAAGCGUGUUAUAGUGGCACGUCCACACCCUCUUUCCACGGCUCCCACUGCAGCGGCAGCGACCACAGCGGCCUGGGCCUUGAGCAGUUGCAGGAUUACAUGGUCACGCUGCGGAGUAAAUUAGGGCCCCCCGAGAUCCAGAAGUUUGCAAUGCUGCUGCGGGAGUACCGGCUGGGGCUGCCCAUCCAGGACUACUGCUCAGGCUUGCUGAAGCUCUACGGGGACCGGCGCAAGUUCCUCCUCCUUGGGAUGCGGCCCUUCAUCCCGGACCAGGACAUUGGCUACUUCGAGGGCUUCCUGGAGGGCGUGGGCAUCCGCGAGGGGGGCAUCCUCACCGACAGCUUCGGCCGCAUCAAGCGCAGCAUGAGCUCCACGUCGGCGUCGGCCGUGCGCAGCUACGACGGGGCGGCCCAGCGGCCCGAAGCGCAGGCCUUCCACCGGCUGCUGGCCGACAUCACGCAUGACAUCGAGGCGCUGGCACCGGACGAUGAGAGCACCGACGAGGAGGCCAGGGACUCCCCGGGUGGGGGCGACACGGUUGAGGACAACUACCUGUAGCCGCCACCCAUGCGGAAGGCGGGGAAGCAUCCUCAAUCCCACCUGUGUCUCACUCGCUCCUUCCCGUGGGACCCCAGCCCCAGGGCGCCCCUCCCGGGGUGUCCGACCUCGCCCUUGGCGCUCCAGUCCCUGCAAUACCGAGAAUGUCCUGCAGAGGGCGGGAACCCAAAAUCGCAGGCAGUUGCCGGAGGCUCAGCCAGCCCCUCUGCCAGACCUGGGUGGGCAACAUUCUACUCUGUCACUAGCCCCAGGUGCCAGGGACAGCCCCUCUCUCUCCCGCCACUCCUGCAGCUUUCUGGAGGCCAAAGGACAGAUGAGGAGUGGGCUCCACCUGCUGACAGACUGAGAAAAGACUUCCCAGAGCCCAGAGACCUCUUGUUCCUCCUAUUUUACAGUUUGAGAAACUGAGGUUCAAAAAAAGGUGAAGGAACUUGAGGAAACCUCCUAUUUCUUCUGAGAUAUUACCUCAAAGUACACACACAAUAGCGUAGAGGGCCUUUUUAAGACUCUAAAUGGCAGGGUCACCCCUCCCCUGAUGGCAAGAAUUGGAUCACCAGUGUGGCAUAUCUUCACUGACAGUUGGGUCAGAGGUAGGUGAUGGGGGUCCCAGUCUUGGCCCUAAGACUCUGAACAAGUUGCUCGUUCGGAUCUUGGAUUGGGAGCCAGACAGACCUAGGUCUCCUGUCUGGUUAGUGUUCUCACCUCUUGGUGACUUCCAUUCCCUAAUCUGUCCCAUGAGGUCGGCCCCAUCCACCUCACAGGGUUGGUUGUGGGGAUUAACAAAAGCACAAGGCCUUGGUGCUGGGUCUAGCCCAUAGUAGGCACUCAAUAAACGUUCCCUUCCACUUCUAACA
Neofelis nebulosa (Clouded leopard) is the source of this 2629-nucleotide messenger RNA. It is a transcript of the gene CCM2L, whose product is annotated as CCM2 like scaffold protein. Gene Ontology annotation, biological process: heart morphogenesis. Bases 63 to 1775 code for a protein of 570 amino acids. Lineage: Eukaryota; Metazoa; Chordata; Mammalia; Carnivora; Felidae. The transcript is spliced from 10 exons. The record is from RefSeq and is a predicted model, not a curated record.